Epinephelus fuscoguttatus (brown-marbled grouper) is the source of this 2976-nucleotide messenger RNA. RefSeq names its product glutamic--pyruvic transaminase (gene gpt). The transcript is spliced from 11 exons. The record is from RefSeq and is a predicted model, not a curated record. Gene Ontology annotation, molecular function: pyridoxal phosphate binding; L-alanine:2-oxoglutarate transaminase activity. The coding region runs from base 319 to 1995 and encodes 558 amino acids. NCBI's taxonomy places the organism in Eukaryota, Metazoa, Chordata, Actinopteri, Perciformes, Serranidae. Gene Ontology annotation, biological process: biosynthetic process.
GGUUGUGGUGUUGCCAUGUGUGCAGGCGGGGACCAUACCCCAAAACUUUCACAGUGAGAAGAGUAGUGAGUGCAUGUGGAUGCAGCCAGGCUCUCUGGGAUCUUUAUCAAUUUUUGUCCAAGCUCUCUACUUGUACUCUGACCCCAGAGAGGUCCAAAGGUCUGAGCGCAUUAGUCAUUUUUAGGAGCGCGGCGCUGGAGCCUCUUGUACAACUUUAAUUUCACUCCUCCCAAGUGAAGUAACCGCCGUGGUGCAAGUCGCUGUGCACCGCAGAGGCUCUAAAAGUUACUCAACUUGCUCAGAGAAAGAUCGUGUAACAUGUCAGCCACAUGGAUGCUGUCACCCAGAAGCGUAAGGCUUUUAAGCCGAGGUCGAAACGAGUUGUUUGCCGGUAGUAGCGGUGGAGCGCAGCGGCCCGGCGGGGGUCCCAGGGUCCGCUCACUCACCUCUCCCCCUCUGUCGUCCUCCUCUCCCGGCAGAGCCUUAUCCAGUCUGAGUGCGACGCGGCGUGGGCUCCCCAAAGAGAAGAUGUCCGAGAAUGGAGUGUCGUCCCGGGCCAAGGUGCUGACCAUCGACACCAUGAACCCCACGGUGAAGAAGGUGGAGUAUGCCGUGAGGGGCCCCAUCGUGCAGCGGGCUGUGGAGCUGGAGAAAGAGCUCUCUGAGGGAAUGAAGAAGCCCUUUGCUGAAGUCAUCAAGGCCAACAUUGGUGACGCUCAUGCCAUGGGCCAGCAGCCAAUCACUUUCUUCCGACAGGUCUUGGCGCUGUGCUCCUACCCUGAACUGCUGAAUGACAACACAUUCCCAGAGGAUGCUAAAAGUAGAGCACGCCGCAUUCUGCAGUCCUGUGGAGGGAACAGUAUGGGUUCCUACAGUGCCAGUCAGGGCAUAGACUGUGUGCGCGAGGAUGUGGCCCGCUACGUUGAGCGAAGAGAUGGCGGUGUGCCCUGCAACCCAGAUGACAUUUACCUCACCACAGGGGCCAGCGACGGCAUUGUGACCAUGCUGAAGCUGCUAGCGUGUGGCGAGGGUGCGACCCGUACAGGCGUCAUGAUCUCCAUACCUCAGUAUCCGCUAUACUCGGCUGCGCUGGCCGAACUGGGCGCCGUGCAGAUCAACUAUUACCUUAAGGAGGAAAAGUGCUGGAGUCUGGACAUCAGCGAGCUGCAGCGUGCUUUGGAUGAGGCCCGGCGCCACUGCAACCCCCGAGCCCUGUGCAUCAUCAACCCUGGAAACCCCACUGGUCAGGUUCAGAGCAGACAGUGCAUUGAGGAAGUAAUCCGAUUUGCAGCAAAGGAGCGUCUCUUCCUCAUGGCUGAUGAGGUGUACCAGGAUAACGUGUACGCUGAUGGUUGCCAGUUCCACUCUUUUAAGAAGGUUUUGUUUGAGAUGGGGCCAGAGUACUCGAAUACAGUAGAACUGGCAUCAUUCCACUCCACCUCCAAAUGCUACAUGGGAGAGUGUGGUUUCCGCGGAGGCUACAUGGAGAUCAUCAACAUGGACGAGGAGGUGAAGGCCCAGCUGACCAAGCUGGUGUCUGUCCGUCUGUGUCCUCCUGUUCCUGGACAGGCUCUGAUGGACCUAGUGGUCAACCCACCGUUGCCCGGGGAACCCUCGUAUGACAGAUUUAUGAAGGAGCGCACAGCCACCUUAAGUGCCUUAUCCGAGAAGGCCAAGCUUACAGAGAAGGUCCUCAAUACCGUGCAAGGCAUCAGCUGCAAUCCUGUGCAGGGCGCCAUGUACUCCUUCCCUCGCAUAACCAUCCCUGAGAAGGCCGUCAAAGAGGCCACGGACAAAGGUCAGCAGCCAGAUAUGUUUUACUGCAUGAAGAUGCUGGAGGAGACGGGGAUCUGUCUCGUACCUGGAAGUGGCUUCGGCCAGAAGGAUGGGACCUACCACUUCAGAAUGACCAUCCUGCCACCGACAGACAAGCUGAAGAUCCUGCUGAACAAAGUCAAGGAGUUCCACCAGAAGUUCACACAGCAAUAUUCAUAAGUUGCCAAACUUGUGCCUCUAUUUCACAAACGGGGAGGAACCCACCGACCACAACCAAACAAACUCAGCCAAUCAGAAUUUAUCUGUCGCUAAUAAGUGCCUUUCCUACGGUCGCUCAGGUGGUCUCUGUGAUGACACACUUCAGCCUCCACAGCUAUCUCAUUUGGACUUUCAGACAGUGUCCAAGGCACUGUUUUCUGUUAGAAAGCAAAACUAGAAAUGAAGGAAUUGUUAAGUUUGUUAUGAAAAAAUAUGGUUUCAGCUCAGAGGGAUAUAUACACACACACACACACACACACACACACACUGUAGGUCUGUGUAUUUGUGAGUGAUAGGCUGUUUAUGUGAAUACCAAGCUGAAAUAAAGCAAGGUACAACUGAAGGAAAAGGUGAUGCUGCUUAAAACUUUUAGUGCGCGUACAACUGGAUAAAUAUUCCAUUCCUGCAGGCGGUACCUGACAGGGAGAAUACGCAGAGAAGUCUCCAUUUGCAUGAUGAUUCAGAGAUGAUUUUGUCGAAUCAGAAUAAAUGUAACAGUCGAUAUUUUGUCUUGUUAUUUUUCGACAGAGCUGUCAGAUAUGUUUAGAGUUUAUAUACAGACAAAGAGGUCUUUUUCCUUCUGUCAACACUUGUGGAAAACUUAAGGCAGUGGUUGUGGUUCCUCUCAAUGCCUCACGGUCUCAUUGAUGUCACAACAUGUUACAAAUGCAUUAAGCACUAAGAGUUUAGUCUGAUAUUUGAUAAGACAACUGAUAUUUUCCCCUUUUUAACCUCAGUUUUCAUUCUGAAAUGCAACAUGAACAUUUGGUGAUUUGUCAGUUCCAUCUCUGUGUGAGGCCAAAGAAGUAUAUUUCACUUACAAAAUGGAGGGUAAAAAUAAAGUGAGAAUAUGUAAUGUUUGACGGGAGAGAAAAAAAUCCUCUGACAAAUGAAAAGUUUAAUUCAUGAGUAAUAAAAUGCACCUUUGCUCAACUCAUUACA